CGUUUGUUUGUGGACCGCCAUUAUACGCAUAGAAGAAGGGUUGGUGUAACGUUAACGUGUGUCGUCGUCCUCGUAGCAGUGAGGCUCUGCGUUAACAUAAAGAUGGUGAAGAUCUUUAUUGGAAACCUCCCUAACGAGGUCGAAAAGGAUGAGAUUGAGGCCCUGUUUACUGAACAUGGCACAGUGACAGAAUGUGCAAAGUUCAAAAACUAUGCCUUUGUCCACAUGGAUGACCGCAAGUCUGCAACCAAAGCCAUCCGCAGCCUGCACCUCUUCAAGCUUCAUGGCAGGCCAAUCAAUGUGGAGCCGAGCAGGGGGAAGAACCAGGGUCCAGUGAAACUUCAUGUGGCCAAUGUGGAGAAAGGCAACGGCGAUGAGCUCCGCACUCUGUUCGAGGAGUAUGGAACAGUGACAGAAUGUGCCAUCAUAAAAAAUUUCGCAUUCAUUCACAUGUCCAACUCCGAUGAGGCCAAGGAUGCCAUAAAGGGAUUAGACAACACUGACUUCCAAGGCAAACGGAUUCACGUUCAGAUGUCAAAAAGCCGUCCCAGAGGGGAGGAAGAGGAUUACGGCCCCCCACCAGAUAGGGGUGGCUACUGGCCACCACCCCGUGGCUACCCCGGAGACAGGGGUCUGCGUGAGCCCCCUCAUUACAGAGGUCGCAUGUCAGGGGGUUACCCUGGCCCCCCUCCACCUCCACCUCCCCCUAGACGAGCCCCUUACCCCCCAGAGCGUGCUUAUGAGCGUGAGAGGGAAAGCUACGGGGUGGUCGAUUACUAUGAGAAGUACAGAGCGCGCCCUGCCCCUUACGGUGGCCUUUCAGGCUAUGGAGAUGAAAGGCGUGUUGGUACCAUACCCCCUCCACCACCACCCCCUUCUGCCAUGGUUAGGGAGCGCCUUGGGGCCUCCUCCCUUAACCCGUACGAGCGUCGCCCCCUCCCUCCUCCGUCCUCCUACUAUGCCCGUGAUCGCAGUCCCAUCAGAAGACCCCCUCCCCCCAUGCCCCCGCAGGUAACGGCUACUCCUAUGAGCGCUCUCGGCUCUCUCCUCUGUCCAGGCCAGCGAUGUACAGCGUACCACGUACCAGAGACCCCUAUGCUGAGAGGGUGGCUCUGCCCCCUCCUGCCCGCUACUCGUAUUGAAAGCACACUGGUGCUUGACUCAAGGUUGUUAGAACCAUGAUCUGUGGAUAGGUGUUGUGGACACAAUGUAGGAGACGGUCGUGCUGUCUUUUGCUGUAUCCUACGAUAUGGACAUGUGGAGGUAAUGUUCAAUUAAGGUAAUUUAUACAGAACUAAGAUUUAUUGUACUUUAAAGGUGCUACAAAGGAUAGAUGUAUUAUUUUUUUGCAUUGUAAAUUUCAGGUUUUCAUUAUCUGCAGUAAUAGUGGAAUGAUAGUGUUUCACAGUAUUACAUACCCACCAGUGUGAUUUGCUGUGCUAUUUGUCUAUUGGUUUCCCCGCUGAAGCGGCACUUGUCAAAAUGGGAAAGCUGUUCUGACUUUGGCUGUUUACCUAGUGGAAAUCGCUCUGUCAUUUCCUGGUUGGUAAAAAUCUACACUGUUCGCUCAAUUUCAGUUUGUGAAAAUAAGCCCUGAAUAGUGAAGCGACUCAUUGUACAAUCUAAAUCGCUGUGAAAAAUCUUUUCAGUGAAACAAACAUUCAGCUUCAAACAGCUGUACAAACUAUUUUUGUUUUUGAAAAUGUAUUUUGCAGCGAUUUUAGAUGGUCAAAGUCAAACAGCUUUCCCAAUUGAUAGGCAAAUAUCACAGCCAACAUUUAGCGGGUAAGUGUUUCAAAGUAUCAUUCCACUAUUAGCAGCAGGUAUAUAUUCUGAAAUGACAAUGCAACAAAAAUAAAAAUCCUAUGUUUAGUACCUUUUUUAAUUCCCAUUUGAUGAUACUUUGCCCAUGCUUAGUAUCCUUUUCUAUCCAACUGAUUCAUCUUAUUGCUCCAAUCCCCCGUAUCUCGGCCUCUUGUUCUUUCUUUGCACAAGAGGUUGGCACGGAAGUGGAAUUCUGCUAGGGAAGGUAUUGUGAAAUUAAUUUAGCAGAAUACUGUAACCAUGUAGGUAUCAGUAAUGAAAUGUUGGAAUAAGUGUCAUGUUGGAUGUACUAAAUUUAUUUUUGUAAUUGUAUGGAUGAACAGACUUCCCCAAUGUUUGUCUUUUUAAUGAUACUUUCCUUCCAUCCUAUUUCUCCCAUCUCUUCCUCUCUAGGGCAUGGUCUUCUUUCCAGUGGUUGGUACAGAAGUGGACUUCUGGUACAGAAGUGGACUUCAGCUCCUCUUGAUAUUCUGACACUGCUCUUCAGGGUUAUGUAUGCUGUGAAUGGGUGCCACCACUACCAGAUCGGUCCUUAUGCAGGAAGUGCAAUGGCCCAUCAUGGUCAGACAUCUCUCUGUGCCAUUUUGUGCCUUAGGUUUAAUAUUUCAGUGAGGUAAAAAAAAAAAUGCAUCUCUUCAGGCCUCCCGAGUGGCGCAGCGAUCUAUCGCAGUGUUGCGGCGUCACUACAGCCUGGGCUCGAAUCCCAGGCAGUGUCACAACCGGCCGUGACCGGAAGUCCCAUACGACGGCGCACAAUUGGCCCAGUGUUGUCUGGCUUAGGGGAGGGUUUGGGGGUGAGGCUUUACUUGGCUCAUUGCAUCAACUACUUGUGGCGGGCCAGACGCCUGCAAGCUGACUUCGGUCGUCAGUUGAACGGUGUUUCCUCUGACAUUGGUGCAGCUGGGUUCCGGGUUAAGCGAGCAGGUGUUGAGAAGUGUGGCUUGGCAGGUCAUGUUUCUGAGUACUCGACUUUUGUCUCUCCCAAGCCCGUUGGGGACUUGCAGCAGCGAGACAAGAUCGCAAUUGGAUAUCAUGAAAUUGGUGAGGAAAAAGGGGUUAUAUUUACACACUUAUUUUAUUUUAAAUAAUCUCUUCUUUCUUCAGGAGGGACUUGGGCAGGACCAGCUUGAAGAAAGAAUGUCUGACUGUUGCCUAAUCAUUUGCUGACCAGAUGAGACUCCUUGUGUUUAAGUGGCAUCAGCAUACUGUUGUCCUUGAUGCUCACCAUUUCUAUGUACUGUCACCAUUAAAGUUAUAAAUUGUGAACAAUU
This is a messenger RNA of Oncorhynchus masou masou (cherry salmon), 3095 nucleotides long. Its product is annotated as RNA-binding protein 4.1-like. Gene Ontology annotation, molecular function: mRNA binding. The transcript has 4 exons. The coding region runs from base 103 to 1182 and encodes 359 amino acids. The record is from RefSeq and is a predicted model, not a curated record. Gene Ontology annotation, cellular component: nucleus. Lineage: Eukaryota; Metazoa; Chordata; Actinopteri; Salmoniformes; Salmonidae.